Antechinus flavipes (yellow-footed antechinus) is the source of this 1207-nucleotide messenger RNA. It is a transcript of the gene B9D2, whose product is annotated as B9 domain containing 2. The record is from RefSeq and is a predicted model, not a curated record. Gene Ontology annotation, biological process: cilium assembly. Gene Ontology annotation, cellular component: MKS complex. The transcript has 4 exons. Bases 293 to 820 code for a protein of 175 amino acids. Lineage: Eukaryota; Metazoa; Chordata; Mammalia; Dasyuromorphia; Dasyuridae.
UCUACUGUCCGGCCUCAUUUCCCCUCCGACGGCCAAUCAGCGGUGCUGGGGCAGGCACGAAUGCCGCGGAGGGAAGACUGCGAGCCUCUGUUGCCAGAGCAACAGCCGGAGCAGGCCCCGGAAGCCGCCGAGUCUGCCGACGGUCCCCAAGUUUUCAGACUUCUCGGAUGAGGAAACAGACCUGCGGCCGGGAACAAAACCCCAGGGACAUGCCCCAGGCCGGCUCCGGGUUCGGCCACUGAACUCCAGGGCUUCCUUCCUGGGCCUCUGACAGCUGUCCACUCCCGGGGCCAUGGCCGAGGUCCAUGUCAUUGGUCAGAUCGUUGGGGCAACAGGUUUUUCUGAAGACAGCCUCUUCUGCAAGUGGGGUAUCCAUACAGGUGGGGCCUGGAAGCUGUUGUCAGGUGUUCGAGAAGGCCAGACCCAGGUGGACACUCCCCAGCUGGGCAGCAUGGCCUACUGGUCUCACCCGAUUGACCUGCACUUUGCCACCAAAGGCCUUCAGGGCUGGCCCCGGCUCCACCUGCAAGUGUGGUCUCAGGACGGCUUCGGCCGCUGCCAGCUGUCCGGCUACGGCUUCUCCCACGUGCCCAGCAGCCCCGGGAUCCACAGCCUCCACUGUGUGACAUGGCGCCCCUUGGGCGGCUGGCGAGAGCAGCUGGCCAGGGCCUUCGUGGGUGGUGGGCCCCAGCUGCUGCACAGCGAUGUGGUCUACACCGGCGCCGACCGCUACAGGCUCCACACGGCCGCAGGGGGCACCGUGCACCUGGAGCUGGCCGUGAUCCUGAGAAACUUUUCCCGUUAUGGGGUGGAGUGCUAAGCACCUGGGCGGGCUCCCAAGCUCGGUCUCAUUUCCUCCUGUCCCCUUCUCUGUCCGUCCGAGACUCCUGCCCUCAGCGGUCAAUCCGCACACUUCCUGAGCUCUCUCUGGGGGCCGGGCGCUGGGCUGAGGAAGCCCCGGGAGAUGCCAAGAAACCAAGAGGCUUUCCAGGGGUGUCCGUGUGAGUGGGGGUGACCUCAUGAAGGAAAUGCACAAAUUGUACAUCCAGGAGUCCUACAGAGAGCAGACAUCGCAGUCCCCCCCUCAUGUUAAAGGGAAACGGCCUCAGCCCCGAGUCUGGUCCUUUGGGGGGGGGGGUUGUCCAGGGACGGCACCUUGAGUGAUUGAACCCCAGUGUGUGAGUUAAAAGGAGCCUUUUUGACUCUC